AUUCGCCAUUGUGCUGUGAGUAUCACGCAUGCGCCACCUCGAAAGGAGCUGUCGAGGUCGAACUGUAGGGUCUGUGUAAUCUUGAUCAAAACAAGGCACAAAAUGCCCAAAGACUUUGAUACAGAAGCGUACCCAGAGCCUCCACGGCAGACUCCAGUCGUGGAUAAGCAGACUGCGCUGCCAAACCCUGCUCUAAUCCUGUCUAAAGUCUUCUAUUACACCGUGGACCUUCCUGUCACCACAUUUAGAGAUACUAUUGACAGCAUUCGGUCGAAAAACAAGCUGGUUUACUACCACCAGAAGUUCCGCCGUGUGCCCGACCUAACGGAGUGCCAGGAAGGAGAUUACCCCUGCUACUACGAGGCAGAGAUGCAGUGGAGGAGAGACUAUAAGGUGGAUCAGGAGAUUGUGAAGGUGGUCCAGGAACGAAUGAGGGCCUGUCAGCAGAGAGAAGGGAACAGCUACGAGCAGAACUGCACUAAAGAAAUCCAGCAGUUCCAUGAGGUGACCAAGAACUUCCAGUCACGCUAUGGAGAUCUUGGAGCGUAUGCUAGCGCGAAGAAGUGUCUAAUGAAGCAGAAAGAGCGAAUGAUGGCAGCUCAGGCCCAGAGUGCUUAAGAACAGUUCUCUUUCUGUCCAGUGUAUCAAUUGUAAAAUAAAUUUAUGUGAUUAUUUUCACAGUCUUACUUCCAAUAAAUGCGUGGUAAGGUUAUAUGCCAA
Girardinichthys multiradiatus is the source of this 720-nucleotide messenger RNA. RefSeq names its product NADH dehydrogenase [ubiquinone] 1 beta subcomplex subunit 10-like. The record is from RefSeq and is a predicted model, not a curated record. The transcript has 4 exons. NCBI's taxonomy places the organism in Eukaryota, Metazoa, Chordata, Actinopteri, Cyprinodontiformes, Goodeidae. Bases 103 to 618 code for a protein of 171 amino acids.